CACCGUUCCCGCGCUUCCUCUGCUGCGCCGUGAGCUUCACCUCCAGGCAGGAUCCUCUUCCCCGUGGUCUGCGUACUCGUUUCGAGUGCACCGUGUGCUUUUUUAGGCCAAACAACACUGUCUUACGGAAGCAGGCAACACUGCAACCACUGUCUACCCCACCACCCUCUUCUCCACCACCCUUCUCGACCUCCCAAGUCGUCCCAUUGUCUACAUAGAAUAUGUCAUCGGAAUUGUUGAGCAUUCUCUUCUCGUUCCAACCCGACGAUGUAGAAUUACAACAGAAACGUGAAUAUGAUAACCAGGCCAGAAAUUUCGUCUCCACGCUGUCGAACAUAUCUCCGCAACAUUUCUUGAAAGGAGCCGAUACAGCACAGGAUGUACUAGAGUUGCUCAACCCCGAGGUGAACUCCAUCGCAUACAUCUACGCACUCCAAGCUCGGAUCCUCGCUGCGGGAGACAGCCCCAAGUCGCCGAAGAGCAUACCCGACCAUCUCAGGCCAGGCGGCGUUGUUUGGAACAAAAUAGCGCAAUUCCUCGAGACUUUCGAUCCCGUUCAGAUACGAUAUGUUGGGAGUGAGUGGAGGAAGCUUUUGGAAUAUGUCGACCGGGUGGCGAGGAUCAUGGGAACACCCGGCGUUGCCAUCUCUCCUAUACGGUCUGGAAUGCUCCGCCUGGACCCAACGACAGGCACCUUCACUUUGGCCCACCUCCACUUCAUUCGGCUUUGUAUGGAGAACAGGUCCUAUACUGCCGCGCUACCCAUUCUAGACAACUACAUCUAUAGCCUCCCGGCCGCUAUUCCGAAGGCCGUUCUCGAACAGUUGGAGUACUCGGUUCCCAGUGCAGAUCACAUUAAUAGUGGGGAGUACAUUCACUUGAAGUCAGGACAUACGGAGAAGAUUACAGUUACGGAUGUGCAAGAGUAUUAUAUGCUAGGGGCCCUAGCAUACAUUGGCCUGCGUCAGUUCAAGAAGGCAAUGGAGUUCCUGGAGCACGUGCUUGUCGUUCCUUCCCAAGGCUUGGCCAAUGGCUUGAUGCUAGAAGCAUAUAAGAAGUGGGUUCUAGUUUCUUGCCUAGCAAAAGGCUCGGUGCCACCAACGCCGAGGACCGCAAACGGGCAAGGGAUAAAGUAUAUCCGAGCAGCUUCUAAGGCUUACGAAGCGCUUGCUGAGGCAUUCACACAAACAAACAACCUCCCAAAACUGAAAGCCCAGAUUAAUGCCGGCAAAGAUACAUGGGCAGAGGACGGAAACACAGGUCUAGUGAAUGAGCUGCAAGACCACCAAUACCGACUCUACAUUUCCCGCCUAUCUAAGACAUUUUCGGCAAUCCCUGUCUCAAAUAUCUCUAACGGUCUCGGCGGCAGUGUGGAGGAGCUUACAGACUACCUAGAAACACUCAUUAAAGAUGGUCAUCUGAAUGCCUGCAUAGAGCGAAUGAGCAAGUCGGAUGGCGAGGUCGUCUUGCGUUUCUUCCUUGACCCCACCCAAGGGCCACUAGCCAAGACGGAGGUGCAGCAGCAGCAAGCGCUUCUGGAGCAAACUCAACGGACAAACGUGCUUGCGGAGCAAGUUAAGAGUGCCGACUACCGACUCUCUCUGAGCAAGGAAUACGUCGAACACCUUAAGCGCCAGAAUAAGAAAGCGGCGGCUAAUGCUGCAGGGGAAGCAAUGGACACAACGUGGGACGAUGGAGUAGAGGCUGAUGAGGAUAUUAUGGGAGAUAUGCACUGAGGUUUGGCGGAGUGCCCGGUAAACCCUUAUAUGUAAGACGGGUGGUUGGAGCCUGGGCAGAGAGAGAUCUUACCACCGAUGCAGAUUUCGGCAGGGGCAAUAUCAGCGCGCUAUCUCAGGCGAUAAGCACCGUCAGACGGGACCCAUGACGCAAUAACGGAUAUGGAUGCUGAAACGUGGUCAGAUAGGGCUAAAUAAGAGUUUGGAGCAUGGUCAAACUAUGAGCGGAGUUGGCCUCUGCUGCUUGAGCUGUGUCCGUAGACUCUCUAGAUUUCGAUGGAGGAACAUUGAUAUCACGAUAGGGACCUGGGCCCAAAGUAGUAAUAGCUAAGCCGAAUACGAAAGCG
This is a messenger RNA of Lindgomyces ingoldianus, 2083 nucleotides long. RefSeq lists its product as uncharacterized. Bases 222 to 1736 code for a protein of 504 amino acids. Gene Ontology annotation, biological process: ubiquitin-dependent protein catabolic process. NCBI's taxonomy places the organism in Eukaryota, Fungi, Ascomycota, Dothideomycetes, Pleosporales, Lindgomycetaceae. The record is from RefSeq and is a predicted model, not a curated record. The transcript is spliced from 5 exons. Gene Ontology annotation, cellular component: COP9 signalosome.